Messenger RNA from Cynara cardunculus var. scolymus (artichoke), 1423 nucleotides. Its product is annotated as fasciclin-like arabinogalactan protein 15. The coding region runs from base 1 to 1398 and encodes 465 amino acids. Lineage: Eukaryota; Viridiplantae; Streptophyta; Magnoliopsida; Asterales; Asteraceae. The transcript is spliced from 2 exons. The record is from RefSeq and is a predicted model, not a curated record.
AUGGGUUCUCUGAACUAUGGUGCAUUCAAGCUUAUAUUCUACGCCUUUCUUCUUACAUCCAUCCAUAUUGCAACUGCAUUGCAGCAUCAAACCCCUAAAUCUAACUCCACCCAGAUCAAUUCCAAUUCAGUUCUUGUUGCGCUUCUCGAUUCUCACUACACUGAGCUAUCGGAACUCGUUGAGAAAGCUCUUCUACUACAGACCCUUGAAGAAGCGGUUUCGCGUCACAAUAUCACCAUUUUUGCGCCCAACAACGAAGCUCUUGAAAGGCAGAUGGAUCCAGAGUUCAAGCGCUUUUUACUUGAGCCUGGCAAUCUCAAAUCGCUACAGAAUCUGUUGCUUUUUCAUAUCAUUCCGUCUCGGGUCGGGUCAAAAGAGUGGCCAGGCGAGGACGUUGGAUCGGUAGUAGCUCCGCAUAAAACUCUUUGUGUCGACGAAGCUGACAACCAUUUGCCGUUGACUCGCGGAAAUUCCGGCGAGAAGAUAGUAGGUGGUCUAGCCAGAGUGACCCGUCCCGAUGAUGUUAUUCGACCCGAUGGAUUGAUUCACGGGAUCGAGCGAUUGUUGGUGCCUCGAUCAGUGCAAGAAGAUUUUAACCGGAGAAGGAGUUUGACUUCCAUUUCUGCUGUUUUACCGGAAGGUGCUCCGGUUGUGGAUCCGAGAACCCAUCGAUUGAAAAAACCGGCUAGUCCGGUUCCUGCAGGUGCUCCACCGGUUCUCCCUAUUUACGACGCAAUGGCGCCUGGCCCUUCCCUAGCUCCGGCUCCAGCCCCGGGACCCGGUGGGCCACGCCACCACUUCGACGGCGAGAGCCAGGUGAAAGAUUUCAUCCAAACCCUUGUACAUUACGGAGGAUAUAACGAAUUAGCAGACAUUUUAGUCAAUUUGACGUCGUUAGCGACGGAGAUGGGAAGGUUAGUGUCGGAAGGUUAUGUUCUAACAGUGUUGGCACCGAACGAUGAAGCCAUGGCUAAAUUGACCACCGACCAGCUGAGUGAUCCAGGUGCACCGGAGCAGAUAAUGUACUAUCAUCUGAUACCGGAGUAUCAAACCGAAGAAAGUAUGUAUAAUUCCGUAAGGCGGUUCGGAAAGGUUCAGUACGAUACUUUGCGGUUGCCGCAUAAAGUGGUGGCGGAGGAGGCCGAUGGGUCGGUUAAAUUCGGGCAAGGUGAGGGAUCGGCGUAUUUGUUUGAUCCAGAUAUUUACACCGAUGGAAGGAUAUCCGUUCAGGGUAUUGAUGGGGUGUUGAUGCCGGUGGAAGAAACGACGGAAAAACCGGCGAGCAAGGUUGCCAUGACUAAGGCGGCACCUAAGCAAAGGAGAGGGAGGUUAAUGGAGGUGGCAUGUUCGAUUGCUGGAGCAUUGGGACAAGAUUCUCGAUUUAAAACCUGUUAUUGAUGAUAUAUAUAUAUAUAUAUAUAUA